This is a messenger RNA of Leishmania mexicana MHOM/GT/2001/U1103, 2169 nucleotides long. RefSeq lists its product as hypothetical. NCBI's taxonomy places the organism in Eukaryota, Euglenozoa, Kinetoplastea, Trypanosomatida, Trypanosomatidae. The transcript has a single exon. The coding region runs from base 1 to 2169 and encodes 722 amino acids. The record is from RefSeq and is a predicted model, not a curated record.
AUGGCCUCCGCUGGCACUUACAUUGCGGCGUGGUUUCGCCACCAUCUCUCCUCUGUUGUCACCUUCCAGAAGCAGUUCGCCGAUGAUGUGUCGGAGACGGUGAAGGAGCAGAAGGCGCAGUUUGACCGAUACACCCGCGAGGCAAAAGAGCGGGCCGUGCAGCUUCACCUGGAUAAGCUGGAGGAGAAGUACCUCUGCUGCAUAUGCGGAAGAGGCGGCGAAGUACGUGAGGACGAUGAGUUUGUAUACGACACUUACUCUAUGAUCGACUUACCGCCCCGGGCGGUGCUGGAGGCGGCAGUGCGGGAGGAACUUGCGGACGCCCAGCUAUCGGACGGUCCCAUCAAACAGCACCAACGCAUGCUCGCUUUUCGGCAGCGUCGCCUCCAACAGUCCUCUACGACACCGGUAGCCACAUACGAGAGUGACGGCAGCAUUAAUGGCUCCUCUGAUGUUUCCGUCGCACCAUCAGACGGGCGUUCCGAGAGAAUGAGGAAAAAGCACCGGCGGAGGAGGGAUUCACCCUCUCAGCGCAAGUGCGCCAAGUCGUCCUCUCAACGCCGCGUGGUGCCUCGAUCGCGGUGCCAGCGUGAAGAGUUAGAAGCCCAGCAUCCCGAUCACGAUGACCGAGACAAGCGCACUGCCGUCGACGCCUCUGAACGGAGUAUCCGAAAAUCGCUCUCUUUGGACGAGCCCCCGUCACGCUCCACGUCAGCGCGCGGUGACGCGCUGGAGCUUCACACCGAGGACCUCGCGGUGAUGGACCCUGACAUGGUCGGUCCGCUCGAGGUACGGCACACGCUUUACAAGAUUCGGCACGCGGUGCUGCACAGGGAAGCCCGUGUGCGCCGCAAGGCUGUAGUUGUGCACAAGGACAAGGGGCUGAUGAUGAUAGAGGAGUCGGAGAUCGAGAUGUUUUCGCACUUCUUUCAGCGCCCGGUUCACGGGUACCUCUGCAUGGCGUGCUACACGAGCGCCCAGCGUCGCUUUGACACACUCACGCAGCAGAUCCGUGCCAUCCUUUUCAAGGCGGAGCAUCCGGUGCUACGCCGGUUGCCAGCUAAAGAGCUGGAAGGUUUGAUAGCUGGCAAUCAGGUCCCCGUCACCCUCAUUCAGAGCGUUUUGGCCGUUCAGCGUCGGUGGGCUGAGCUCACGGAGGAGCAGCGGAUGAAGGUAAGUCGCGCAGAGGCUGGAGCGGGACCGCCGCAGGGUCCCACCGCCGCUUUCCACGCAGAGGAACGCACGAGCUGGACGUCACAGGAGAAAGACCCGACGGGCCGGAUGGCGACUUUGCCCGAAAAGAGCAUCUUGACCCUCCGCGAGGAGGCGCGGUGUGGCGCCUGCCAGCGCCGUGCUGCGUGCUUUUUUGAACCGAAGUCUGUCGUCUUUCUCUGCCAGUUUUGCACCGCCCGAGAUCGAUUUUACCGCGAGCACGCGGUGUGCAUCAACGACGAGGAAAUGCCUUUGGUGCUGGCACAUCUCCUGCAGGAUUUGGCACUCUACUACCAAGGUGUUCAUCAGCAAGCGGAGCUCUGCCAGGCACCACUGUCAGCCAUCUUGGAGGCACAGACUGACCUAUUUCCACUCGCAGAUAUUAUGCGUGAAAAAGAGGGUCUGUUUGCCUGCCAGGCCCCGGCUGCCGCCAAGGCCGUUCUUCAGGGCCGCCGAGAGGUUGCCGAGGUGGUGCCAGAGCUCAGCGCUGAAACCCCCAUGCACGGCACCGACGUGCCCGUUGCAAGACCGUGCACUUCGGCGGCCUCAACACGCCGGGUAUGUGGAUCGAUGGUACCACUCCAGGAACAGCGCCAACGGGUUGGAAGGACGAUGAUCAGCCUCUUCGAUGGAGUCAAGUUGGAGGGGUCGGGAGUGAACCUGUUCAAGAACGCCGCUUCGGCGCCCUUUGCAGCCGGUGUCUCGGACUUGCUCCAGCCCGCUCCGCCACCGCAGCUGUCGCCCUCCCAAACCAACGGGAGCGCUGCUGGGCACGCAGGCGAGCGCGCUGCAGCAAAUCUGUUGGUCAACAGCGGAACCGCAGCUUUGACAUCACCUCCUGCCACUGUAUGGGGGCACGAGGGACGCCUGCAAAGCUCAGCUCCGGGCUCGUCGUCCGCAACGACUACGGCACACUUCCCGGAGGCCCCAAAUACACAGCGGGAAAGCUUGUUUUGA